AUGUUAGAUGAUUUUCAACUUGUUCUUCAAAUAGUUGAAGAAAAUAAAGUUGAAUGGGGCACUGACUUCAUUGUGCCAUGUCAUCUGUCACCUGAAAUCAGUGCUGUUGACAUGGAGAUCAGGUGGUUUAAAGAGACAGACUGUGUGUGUCUCUAUAAGAACAGACAGGUGACAGAGGGCAUGAGCUACAAGGGCAGAGUGAAUCUGUUCACUGAGGAGCUGGACAGAGGAAAUGUGUCCUUACAACUGCGGGACAUUGGACAGUCAGAUAUGGGAGAUUAUUUUUGUCAGGUCAUCAGUACAGACAGAACAGCGGAGAUAACAAUAAGAGUAGGAUUGUUACAGGGUGGCUCUAGGAACAGAAACACAGGAAAAGGAGCACUAGUUGGAGCAGCAUUGGGAGUAGGAGCAAUGGUAGCAGCAGCAGUGGUAACAGCAGCAGGAGCAGGAGCAGGAGCAGUAGUCGCAGGAGCAGGAGCAGUGGUAGCAGCAGUAGGAGCAGGAGCAGGAGCAGGUGCAGGAACAGGAGCAGUGGUCGCAGGAGCAGGAGCAGUGGUAGCAGCAGCAGGAGCAGCAGCAGGAGCAGCAGGAGCAUUUUUCUUCAAACGAAAAUUCUUGAAACCUGUUAUGAUACAAAAAACAUGGAGUAAAGAAGAGAGAAAGAAAAUGACAGAAUCUUCUAGUUUGGCACAAAGAAGAAACAGCAAAGAAUUAAUUUCUCCAAACUUUUCUGUAAAACCAUCACAAAAGCAAGAGUGAAGAUGUGGAACAACACUAAGUUCAUUGUUCCAAUCAGUAAGUUGUAGUAAUGACUGUACACAAACACAAAAGUGAAUGCUUUAUUUAGGUGUGUAUUAAUGCAAAUGCCCAAUGAAUCUAAAAGCUUGAGUUAUUCCCUGAUAAAACAAACUCACUCAUUCAUGAUGUAAUAGUACAUUUUUUGUGGCUUUUGUUCAGAUCGAAAGAAGAAAAAACUGCUAAAUCAUGAUCUUGAGAAAACGUAUUAUGAUGUUUUCAUGUUUGAUAAAAUUUUUUGUGUUGCUUAAACAUCUUUAAACAUCUUUGUAAAGA
Carassius carassius (crucian carp) is the source of this 1071-nucleotide messenger RNA. Its product is annotated as butyrophilin subfamily 3 member A3. The transcript has 6 exons. The record is from RefSeq and is a predicted model, not a curated record. NCBI's taxonomy places the organism in Eukaryota, Metazoa, Chordata, Actinopteri, Cypriniformes, Cyprinidae. The coding region runs from base 1 to 759 and encodes 252 amino acids.